AUUAUAACCUAGGUGCAUACAUACACCUUGGGUCAUCAUCUAUUCUAUCCAUAAGGAUUACAUAGUAGAAAGACCAAAGAGUCACUGGGUUACAAUAACCGAAUCCUUUCUACCCAAAAUCAUAACCAUGAACUUUGACGAAGAUGUUCCCCCCGAGCUUGUCGAUGUUGAGGCCAAGACGCCCCCACCAGAGGAGAAGCCUGUUAAGGUGCCCAUAACCAUUGUCACAGGCUACCUUGGAGCUGGAAAGACUACUCUUCUCAAUUACAUUCUGACUGCGCGCCAUGGCAAGAAGAUUGCUAUCAUAAUGAACGAGUUUGGCGACUCACUUGAUAUUGAAAAGUCUCUCACAGUAAAUAAGGGUGGUGAGCAAGUAGAAGAAUGGCUCGACGUCGGUAAUGGUUGUAUUUGCUGCUCCGUCAAGGAUACCGGAGUCAAUGCAAUCGAGUCGUUGAUGGAGAAGAAAGGCACAUUCGACUACAUCUUGCUAGAAACCACAGGCCUUGCCGAUCCUGGCAAUAUAGCCCCUUUAUUCUGGGUUGACGACGGGCUAGGAAGUACCAUCUACUUAGAUGGCAUCGUCACGUUAGUAGAUGCGAAAAACAUAUUACGCAGCUUAGACGACCCAUCAGGGAAAGUUGAAGGCCACGAAGACUACGAUGGUCAUGGACCUCUCAUGACUACCGCUCAUGUUCAAAUAUCUCACGCUGAUAUCAUCGUCAUAAAUAAGUCCGACUUGGUAGAACCGGCAGAGCUUGAGAACGUCAAAGCACGAAUACAGGCUAUCAAUGGCCUUGCAAAGAUCCACGUGACCAAUCAAAGUGUCGUGCCUCAGCUAGAGGGUGUUCUGCUUGACUUACACGCAUAUGAUCAAGUUGAGGCAUUAGAUACUACAGGAAAGGGGCACAGUCAUCUUGACCCUACAAUUUCUACGGUCUCUAUCAACGUACCACUCCUGACUUCCGAACAACUCGAGCUAGUCGACAGGUGGCUUAGGUCUUUGCUUUGGGAUUGCCAGGUGCCCGGGGAGACGACUAAUCUAACAGAACCAAUCGAAAUCCAUCGUUUAAAAGCCCGCUUAGUCUUUAAAGAUGGUGAUGUGAAGAUGGUUCAAGGUGUUAGAGAGGUAUUUGUGAUUCUUGAUGGGGAGCAAGUAUCUGAUUCCUGUGACGGCAUUCCCCAGCUGGGAAAACUUGUCCUUAUUGGAAGGGGUCUGAAGGGCAUCGAUUUUGAGACAAGCCUGCUACAUACACUCCAGAAUAUAUAGCACCAGGUCACCGUCAUAAGACUUUCUGAUGACUCUCAUGUUGCAUAAUAAGUUUGAGUCUCAUCCAAUGUCUCAUAGUUCAAAGACUAUAUGUGCUGUCCUGAUAUAUAACGAGCCCACGAUACACAGCGGCAGCCAUGAAAUGAGACUGAUAAUUAAUUCAAUGCAGCA
This is a messenger RNA of Hypoxylon fragiforme, 1438 nucleotides long. RefSeq names its product cobW-domain-containing protein. Lineage: Eukaryota; Fungi; Ascomycota; Sordariomycetes; Xylariales; Hypoxylaceae. Gene Ontology annotation, cellular component: cytoplasm. The record is from RefSeq and is a predicted model, not a curated record. The coding region runs from base 128 to 1267 and encodes 379 amino acids. The transcript is spliced from 5 exons.